Molecule: messenger RNA, 488 nt
Organism: Dalotia coriaria
Lineage: Eukaryota; Metazoa; Arthropoda; Insecta; Coleoptera; Staphylinidae
Product: larval cuticle protein A3A-like
Exons: 2
Coding region: 21-488 (155 amino acids)
Cellular component (GO): extracellular matrix
Source: RefSeq, a predicted model, not a curated record
CCAAACAUACAACUUCAAAAAUGGCAUUCAAGUUAGUUGCAUUCGCCACCCUUUUGGCCCUUGCCCAAGCCGGUGUAGCCCCAGUUGCCUACAGUGGAUACGCCGCCCCAGUAGCCCAUGCCGCCUACGCCGCCCCCGUCGCUCACGCUUACGCCCACGCCCCAGUCGCCUAUGCCGCCAAAGCCGUCGUCCCAGAACCAUUCGACCCCAACCCACAAUACCAAUACGGAUACGGCAUCAACGACCAUCUGACCGGUGACAACAAGAACGCCCAAGAAGUCCGUAACGGUGACGCCGUCCACGGUUCCUACUCCCUCAUCGACGCUGACGGUUUCAAGCGUACUGUCGAAUAUACCGCUGAUGAUGUUCAUGGUUUCAACGCUGUGGUACAUCGUGAACCCCUUGCAGUCAAGGCUGUAGCCGCCCCAGUUGUUGCCAAGGUCGCCGCCCCCGUCGCCUAUGCUGCCGCCCCUCUCUACCACCACUAA